Messenger RNA from Artibeus jamaicensis (Jamaican fruit-eating bat), 1517 nucleotides. RefSeq names its product ring finger and CHY zinc finger domain containing 1 (gene RCHY1). Gene Ontology annotation, molecular function: ubiquitin protein ligase activity; zinc ion binding. NCBI's taxonomy places the organism in Eukaryota, Metazoa, Chordata, Mammalia, Chiroptera, Phyllostomidae. The record is from RefSeq and is a predicted model, not a curated record. Gene Ontology annotation, cellular component: nucleus. The transcript is spliced from 10 exons. Gene Ontology annotation, biological process: protein ubiquitination; ubiquitin-dependent protein catabolic process. Bases 211 to 930 code for a protein of 239 amino acids.
UGGCGGCCUUGGUGCGGGAAGAUGGCGCCCGAGGCCCAGAGAAAGGGCGGCGGGGCUGCGAGCACUAUGACAGAGGAUGUCUCCUGAAGGACAUGUAGUCAUCAGCUGGGUUACUGCCAAGUCCAGGUUUCAUCGUACGGAAAGGGAAAAGGGAGCAUGAAGGAGGAGUCAUGCCUAGUUUCUUAAUAUUCAGACCCAGGAGUGGCACUGAUGUGUUCUGCUCAUAUUCUGUUGGCACCUUGCUGUGACAAGUUGUAUACUUGCCGGUUGUGUCACGAUAACAAGGAAGAUCAUCAGCUAGAUCGCUUUAAAGUAAAGGAAGUGCAGUGCAUAAACUGUGAAAAAAUUCAACAUGCCCAACAGACUUGUGAAGAAUGUAGCACGUUGUUUGGAGAAUAUUACUGCAGUAUAUGCCAUCUGUUUGACAAGGACAAGAAGCAGUACCAUUGUGAAAACUGUGGAAUUUGUAGGAUUGGUCCAAAGGAAGAUUUUUUCCACUGUUUGAAAUGUAACUUAUGUCUAGCUAUGAAUCUCCAAGGAAAGCACAAGUGUAUUGAAAAUGUUUCUCGGCAGAACUGUCCAAUAUGUUUGGAGGACAUUCAUACCUCUCGUGUUGUGGCUCAUGUCUUGCCAUGUGGACAUCUUUUACAUAGAACAUGUUAUGAAGAAAUGUUGAAAGAAGGCUACAGAUGUCCAUUAUGUAUGCAUUCUGCUGUAGAUAUGACUAGGUACUGGAGACAGCUGGAUGAUGAGGUAGCACAGACUCCUAUGCCAUCAGAAUAUCAGAACAUGACUGUAGAUAUUCUCUGCAAUGAUUGCAACGGAAGAUCGACAGUCCAGUUCCAUAUAUUAGGCAUGAAGUGUAAUAUUUGUGAAUCCUACAAUACUGCUCAAGCUGGAGGUUGUAGAAUUUCACUAGAUCAGCAAUGACCAGCCUAUACUGCACUGGAAAACUCAGCAUUUUCUGAUAGAAAAAGGCUAUAUUUAGAUCCUCUUGUCAUCAUGUGUCCAAAUCUAUGCAUUAGAGUUGAUGGGUUUUGUACUAGUGUCACAGCAUAAAGUCACAUUACAAAUACUUAAGGGUUCAGGGUCUCUUUAUAGAAUUGUCGUAGUUCGAUGUUUAAUGAAAGCCACUGUGCUGUGUUUUGAUUGAAAAUUCCUUUAGUGUCAGUUGUUUGGAAGCCAGUAAUGUUGCCACCGAGAUUCACAUCCAUAGAAAUGUGUUACACUUUCAUGGAACUUUGCUUUCAGUGGCACUGUGCACGCAGAAUUCAUUUCUAGUUGACAGAACUGUACUUAAUUCUCAGUAUUAUUCCUGACUUUUUAAGGGCUGUACUAUAAUAAGGAUAUGUUCUAUCUUACUGUUAAAUUCUAUCUACAUAUGCUUUAGAAUUUUCUAAGACAGUCCUUUGGAUCUUUAAAUGUGAAUUUUGACAUAAAAACUGCUAAUAAAAUUUUAUUGAAACAGUGUUUUAUAUAAAGUUUUUUCCAAGGCUGUCAGUUUUUGGCUCAAUUAG